GCUGGCCCCUCCCGGCCUCCGCGCGCGGCUCCUCCCCGGCGCCCGCUCAGUCCGGCGCGCGCUUCCGCAGGUGGCCGCGAUGCCCGGCGCCCCCGGCCCGCUGCGCCUGGCGCUGCUGCUGCUCGGGGCGGUGGGCAGGGCCGGCCCCCGUCCGCAGGGUGCCACUGUGUCCCUCUCAGAGACUGUGCUGAAGUGGCGAGAAUACCGCCGCCAGUGCCACCAGUUCCUGGCUAACUCCCCACCUCCAGCCACAGGUGUGUUCUGCAACCGGACGUUUGACGACUAUGCUUGCUGGCCAGACGGGCUCCCCAACUCCUUGGUGAAUGUCAGCUGCCCCUGGUACCUGCCCUGGGCCAGCAGUGUGCCGCAGGGUCACGUGUACCGGUUCUGCACGUCUGAUGGCCUCUGGCUGCAGAAGGACAAUUCCAGCCUGCCCUGGAGGAACCUGUCAGAGUGUGAUGAGUCCAAACAAGGGGAGCGAAGCUCCGUGGAGGAACAGCUCCUGUCCCUCUAUGUCGUCUACACGGUGGGCUACGGGCUCUCCUUCUCCGGGCUGGUCGUCGCCUCUGCCAUUCUGCUCGGCUUCCGACACCUGCGCUGCACACGGAACUACAUCCACCUGAACCUGUUCGCAUCCUUCAUCCUCCGCGCACUGUCGGUCUUCAUUAAGGAUGCGGCCCUCAAGUGGAUGUACAGCACCGCCCCCCAGAAGCACCAGUGGGACGGGCUCCUCAACUACCAGGAGUCUCUCGGCUGCCGCCUGGUGUUCCUGCUCAUGCAGUACUGCGUGGCGGCCAAUUACUACUGGCUCCUAGUGGAGGGCGUGUACCUGUACACCCUGCUGGCCUUCUCCGUCUUCUCUGAGCAUCGCGUCUUCAAGCUCUACCUGGGCAUAGGCUGGGGUGCUCCUCUGCUGUUUGUUAUCCCUUGGGGCAUCGUCAAAUACCUCUAUGAGGACGAGGGCUGCUGGACCAGAAACUCAAACAUGAACUACUGGCUCAUUAUGCGGUUACCCAUUCUCUUUGCCAUUGGGGUAAACUUCCUCAUCUUUGUGCGGGUCAUCUGCAUCGUGGUGUCCAAGCUGAAAGCCAACCUCAUGUGCAAGACAGACAUCAAGUGCAGACUUGCCAAGUCCACGCUGACACUCAUCCCCCUGCUGGGGACCCACGAGGUCAUCUUCGCUUUCGUGAUGGACGAGCACGCCCGGGGGAUGCUGCGCUUCAUCAAGCUUUUCACAGAGCUGUCCUUCACCUCCUUCCAGGGGCUGAUGGUGGCCAUCUUGUACUGCUUUGUCAACAAUGAGGUCCAGAUGGAGUUUCGGAAGAGCUGGGGGCGCUGGCGGCUGGAGCACCUGCACGUGCAGCGGGAGAGCAGCAUGAAGCCUCUCAAGUGCCCCAGCAGUAGCGUGUACGCGGCCACCUGCCAGGCCUCCUGUGGCUGAUGCCGCCCGGCAGCCCUUCCCGGGGGAGACAGGGGAGAGACACACGAGUAGCCCCACCGUCCCUUCUCCAAACCAUCAGACCGGCAAAUAGCCCUGUCUCCUGGGACCCAGGGACACAUUUCCUGCACGGAGAAGCAGCCUGCUAAUUCGAUCACCAUGGCUGGAGGAGAGGAAGAACAGCAGUGUCUGCAAUCAGGAGGAUUUCUUCCCAUCAAGCCACCAGCCCCUGGAGUCCCCCAGACUGAGUGGCCCAUCAGUCCAAGCUCAAAGCCAAGGUCAACGGCCUAUUAGAGGGUGGAGGGGGUUGCAGGAGGCAGGACUCUCCUAUCUCCUCAGCCCAGGGCACUGCUGGGCUGAGUUCAAGCCACUCUGCAUUGGCUGCAUGUGAGGUCGCCACCCCAUCUGUCUCCUCUUUAAGGAACCAUUCCUGUGUCUGGCUCGCUUGUUUCCUCAUCUUAGCCCCACUUUUUGCCACCUGGUUUCUCCUUGGAGACUUGGUCUGGGCCUCAGCAGUGGUUCUAGAAUGAGCAACAAGAAGGAAGGCACCAGAAGGGUUGCGUGGUGCAUGCACCCUCUCCCUGGUAUUCAGGUUCUUGGGGCUUGCUCCUUUGGUGCCUGGGAAAUGAGAGGAGGCUUGCUCCCAAGGUGCCAGCCCUGGGUCAGGCCCUUACUACUGUUCUGUAGAAGCUCAAAAAUCAUCAAUUUAGGGCUGGAGCAAUAACACAGAGGGUAGGGUGCUUAUCUUGCAUGUAGCCAACCCAGGUUUGAUUCCUGGCAUCCCACAUGGUCCACCAAGCCAGCCAGGAGUGACCUAAAUGCAGAGCCAGGAGUAAGCCCUGAGCCCUGCUGGAUAUGCCCCAAAACCAACAACAACAAAAAGAAUUAGUAACCUUAGGAACAUUCAAGCCAGCAUGUGGGUUACCUGCCGUUGUGGGGGACCCAGAGGGCAAAGAGACUUCCUCCCCUCUCUCUCCCCAGGGUGGUCAGUGUGGUGUGGGAGCACGAGCACACCCUCUAGCUUUCGGGGAUGUGACCCAGGAGAGACUCUUCCCAGGAAAUUACCUACCAGUCUCCACUGUCAUCAUGGAGACCCACUUCCCCCACCCCACCGCCUGCCUCUUUGAAAUGUUGCUCUCCAGAAGCUUGGCUAUGCUUUAUUCGUUUUUGUCUAUUAUUGUAAAUAGUCUUUGUGUAAACAUUCAGUUCUGAUCUCCCCCUCCACCACCCCACCAUGAAAAUAAGAAUUCAAUCAUUGUGGUCACUGUGAUGUUGUUGGGAGAGUCGUUGAUUGGACUCAGCCACACUUUGAGCUCAUUGAUUUCUGCCCUUCCUCUGGAUCCAACCCAUAAUGCGGGGUGACUGAGGGGUGAGGUGGGGCAGAUCCCUCAGUCCUACCCAGGCAGGAAAGAGCAGACACAGGGCAGUGCUGCAGAGAUGAGGCAGAAGGAACAGCUGUGUCCAGGGGCUGGUGAGCGUGUGGAUGCAAAGGACGUUUCCCGAGAAGGACAGAACUCCUGGGCAUUGAGGCCCCUGGCAGGGCAGCGGAGAGUGGCCCAGUGAAUUCCUUUAUGAAAGUUGGUCUCUCCCUUCUCUUCCCCUGUAAGAACCCACACACACUCUCCCGUGCCCCUCAGAGAGACAUGUGGUGUGCAGGGGAAAUAAUAAUAGAGCAUAAAACGCACCAAGCAGAAAAUGCCUUCUGUUUCAGCUUCAGUGAAGUGUUAUGUUAAUGUUAAUAGGGAAAUGGAACCUCGGGCUAGAGGAAAGAAUGUGAUGUCUCCUUGGUGGGAAAGGCUCGGUAGCAAAACAGAAGAUGGGGGGAUCCCUACUAGGAAAAAGGGAAACUCCCCUGAAGGCAUUGUUCACUGACUCUCUCUGGAGUGGGGAGGUGGGAAGGGGUAUAAUGCAGGGGUGCAGUUCUGAUGCCGGUCAGUGUUCUGGUUUGGGAUAAACUGGGAGCUCUCAAGAAUCAUUAAUCUCACACACAGCAACAAAGACAGAUGCAUAGAAUCUGUAAGAAAGAAAUGGUUGUGGGGCUGGAGCAAUAGCAUAGUGGGUAGGGCAUUUGCCUUGCACGUGGCCAACCCGGGUUCGAAUCCCAGCAUCCCAUAUGGUCCCCUGAGCACCGCCAGGAGUAAUUCCUGAGUGCAAAGCCAGGAGUGACCCUGUGCAUCGCCGGGUGUGACCCCCCCAAAAAAAAGAAAGAAAGAAAUGGUUGUGAGGAGGAGUUGAGGGAAGAAAGUGUUUAAAGUUGGAUACAUGAGAAAGUUCAAAUAAUUCAGUUUAGUUUAAACUAUGAAUAGUUGGGAUGAUUUUUUUCCCAACUAGUACUGGUGAUUCUUGAUUUUAGAAGGCUUCACUCACACACACACACACACACACACACACACACACACACACACACAUGCGCGCGCACGUGCGGGUGUGUCUUUUUAAAGCCUGUUAACACAUAGGAACAUUUUCCUUCUCGGAGACAUACCAGAUACUGAACUGAAGCAAUAUUUCUUUACUCUAAGAUCCACACUAUUAAUAUUCAUUUGAAUGACAGUAUAUGCCUUCCCAGCUAUUCCCAAACUCUCUCGAGCUAAGUAUAGCUCUCAGGUCUGGGAAUGCAAUGUGCCCUGAGAUUCCACUGGCUGUUUACACACGCUCGGUGCCGCCAGUCUGGCUCUUGGCUGGAACUCCGUCUCUUCGGCCUGGAGCCCUGGCUGACCAGCAGGGUGCAGGUGCCUGCGUGAGCAGCCGCCUCGGAGUCAGGAGAGCAGGCUGGCUUCAGCACUCUGGCCAGCUCCCACAAACUUGAUCUGGGCUUAAAACGCUGUCCUUUUCAGUCCAUGGGGCAAGUCAAUCAACUGGGACAAACCCUUUUUUUUGCAUAGUAAACAGCUGCCUUUUCUCUUUAGGAUGAUGUGAACUUUGUCGUGGGCAUUUCAAUGGUCUCCGUGAGGGUUGAGCUAAAAGGGGGGUCCUCAGAGACUAGGGGUCUGCUGCGCAGGUCUAGACUCAGUUCCCCCUCCCAGCCCAGAGAGGCCUCUGGGAAGGACCAGGGAAAACACUGGCCAUUCCAGACUCUGCAAGAAAAGAUCAGUGGGCAGCGGUAUCUAGGGUUUUUGUUGUUGUUGUUGUUGUUAUUACUGCUUAAGGAAAUGCAGCAGCUAAAGUAAACACUUGGGUGGUGAUGGUGCCAGCUCCUCGGUGCUUGGUACUGCUGGGAGGAGGGCCUGGGCUGCUUCUCGUCCUCAUUCACCCCUACCUCCCCUGUCUUUCAUCAAUAAGGUGCCUCUGAGUUUAGGGAUGCAUAUAAACUGUGGGGGACUCAUUUUGGAGAGCCAAACUCUGAAUGGGUUGGCCUCAUGUUUUCUAAAUGCAUCUGCACUGGUUAAAGAAGUGGUCCCCCUCGCCACACAGAAGAACCAGAAGAGAGAGUGCAUGACCAGUGCUCAAACUGAAAAUAAAGAGUAGACUGGUGGGUGUUAUGGGGGGUCAGAGCCACCUAGCAGAGGACACUGGGCACAGUCAGUUCACAUUCAGGCCCAAGGAAACUCAGACUCCUUCUCUGUGUGGGUUGUUUCAGGAGCUCACUGGUGUGGUCCAUUUCCUCCCAUCUCCUCUGGGAGAAGAAAGAAGGAAAGGGAAGGAAGAGGGAAGGGAGAGCAGGAAGGAGGGAGCUAGGAAGAGAGAGAAGGGGAGAGAAUUACAGAACGUCCUGUGCAUAUCAACAUAAAGUUAGGAGUUAAUGAGCUCAGCACCUGCACAGCCUCUGAAGGUUGGGGACUGCACGCCCAGGGCAAGGAGGGCGCUGGAGUGAGUGCAGAUGCUUCCUCUCCAUGCACAGACAGGCUCCCAUUAUUGCUAAUGCCCGCAACGUGCUCCAGGAUGGCGAAAUAGAGUCAAAUAUAGUCCCGAGGUUUGUUUUCCCUCCACUGAAUUGAUUCCAAUCUACACUGCUGACCCUGCUUCUGCCUCCCAGGAGGCAAACUCCAGAUACACCCUCAAAGCCUGGUUUUCUCUGCUAAGACAGCUCUGCGGAUGACAUGCAAAAUAGUCAACAGAAACCAGGGUCAUAACAGCUCAAACUUUGUUUUCCUUUUCUUGGAUAUAGUGAAUUUUCUUAAGAAAAUGGUCCAAUGGCAGCAACUUCUGCAGACUCCACUACCCCCAUCCACUACCCCCGCCCAGUGUUACCUACUGGCUCCCACCAGCUCUCCCACUCCACAGAGGGCCUUGCCAGAAAGCAGCAUUAAAUAACUUUAAACAGUUAAUGUCAAAGUGCAUCCCCAGCAUCUGUGAUUACUCCUGCUCUGCUGAUGGGUACAGAUUGGCAGGGAGCACAGCGGCUUUCCAGUUUGUUCUAUGGCAUCUCUUCUGUAUUCGAAUCUAGAAGAGGGGAGAGUUUUCUCACCUGUUCCAUGGAGAUUGUCACCAGAUAUUUUCAGGGUCUCACCCAACCGUGGUGUAUUCACCUCCCAGAUGCAUCCAGCCUACCACCAUGUCACCCCUAUACUCUCCCCAGUCCCCAUGAGCCUUGCCCUAGUGAGUUUCUCUUCCUGUUGCCAUUCUCUCAGCUGUGACCAAGUUAAGGAUGCAGCUGAGAGCACAAUGCUGCCAGGUGAAAAGGAUGCACUGUGUUUCACAGCCUGGUGCAGUGAGGAGUAGGGGAGCUGGCAACUUGCACCCAACUUACACUGGGGUUUUGUACACUUUCCAAAUGGGCCCUAUCCAAGAAUCAGUAAUUCAUCAACCUGGACAAUCUAGCGUGACUAGCACAAGAGGAAAAGCAAUUCAGGAGAAGUAAAACAUUCAAAAAUCAGGGCAUUUAUAAGUGCUAAGAAGAACAGAGUGUGGGAUAUGUUACAAGUUAGGUUCUUUGCUUCUUUGCAGGAAGGAGCAAGGUUUGCCCAAGAAAGGCAGAUCUGCACCUUGCUAAAUGGGUCACACUCUAGUUCUGGACCUGUACUUCUUCUAGCCUUCUCCCAAUUAAAAUAGGCAUGGCAUACUCAAAGAAAAUAAACCUCAAAUCCCACUGGGCUAGAAAGGGAUUCAACCCUGAUCCUUAAAUAUAGCCAUAGGGGGCAGAGAACUAGUACAGGGGAUAACUUGCAUGCAAUUGAACUUCACUCAAUUACUGGCACCACGUGGCCACCCAGACUCUGCCACAGUUACCUCAAGCACAGAACUCCCAUAGUCCUGGAGUCCCACUGGGUGGGACACAAAAUGACAGAAAGGAAGGAAGGAAGGAAGGAAGGAAGGAAGGAAGGAAGGAAGGAAGGAAGGAAGGAAGGAAGGAAGGAAGGAAGGAAGGAAGGAAGGAAGGAAGGAAGGAAGGAAGGAAGGAAGGAAGGAAGGAAGAUAGGUGAGCCAAGUUCUCUGGAGGGGCAAAGCUGAGUUUUCAUUUUCAGUACUCUUGGGGGCUGUAUGCAUUUCAUGAAUGUUUAAACAGGCAAUUUUCAUGCUAUUUCUUAUUGUAUAAAUUCCUGUAAAACAGGACCUGCAUCUAUAAGUAGGAAAUGUGUAUGGUGUAUAAUUCCUUGUACAGAUGUGAAUGGAUUCAGGCUUUUUCCUAAUUUGCCUUGUAAAUCAAAUAAAAGCCUGUCAUUACUGUG
Sorex araneus (European shrew) is the source of this 7044-nucleotide messenger RNA. It is a transcript of the gene GLP1R, whose product is annotated as glucagon like peptide 1 receptor. Bases 80 to 1441 code for a protein of 453 amino acids. The transcript is spliced from 13 exons. NCBI's taxonomy places the organism in Eukaryota, Metazoa, Chordata, Mammalia, Eulipotyphla, Soricidae. Gene Ontology annotation, biological process: adenylate cyclase-activating G protein-coupled receptor signaling pathway; cell surface receptor signaling pathway. Gene Ontology annotation, cellular component: plasma membrane. The record is from RefSeq and is a predicted model, not a curated record. Gene Ontology annotation, molecular function: peptide hormone binding; glucagon receptor activity.